This is a messenger RNA of [Candida] anglica, 1176 nucleotides long. The record is from the annotation of a GenBank genome assembly. NCBI's taxonomy places the organism in Eukaryota, Fungi, Ascomycota, Pichiomycetes, Serinales, Debaryomycetaceae.
AUGACAAAUAUCUUACUAAAUGGACAUCAUGGUUCUACCAUAAACAUGUCACCUUCCAAAUAUCCUCUGAGACAAAAGCAAUCGGUUGCGGGAGAAUUAAAAUUAUCUUCAACGGCUGCAAAAAAUUCCCUUAGUCGUCCAACUACGGCAAUCUCAAGGGUUUUAGAUAAAUUCACAGCAGUUUCAGGAAUCAGUCUUUCCUUGGCAAGCAGUAAUAUUGAUAGAGCUGCUAAAUCUGCAAAGCAGCUCCCAAUAAUGGCGUAUUCAUUGCAAGCUAAAAUCUCCAAAGUUAUUAAAUUAGAACAAAAAUCCAAACGAAUAAAAUUAGAAUUGGUUGAAGAUUUCCGAAGUUGGGCUUCAACUAUUCCAAAUCCUGAUUGUGAAGCAAUGAUUUCCGAAUUUGCAACCUUAUUUCUUACUCAAACAGAUACUACUACCUCGAUUUGUGAAAAGUUAGAUAUAUUGAAAUUGAAUUUAACUGAUGUUCAUGAACGUGAAAAGAAACAAAGAGAUCUUUAUAAUAAUAAAACUAAAUUACUACGUCUGUUAAAAGAAUCUGAAGUGAAAUUUGGCCCGGGAGCAUCUGGUAGUACCCUAAUUAAGGAAAAGUUGGAGGAAAAUGUGUGCAAUUUAGAAGUUGUUGAACUCCAAUAUAUUCGUUCAAUCAAUAAGAAUUUGAAAGAUUCAUUGAUUGAAUAUUUAAUUUGUUUACAAACAGUUGCAGCCAUACUUCAAGAAGCUACCCAAGAAUAUUAUGGAACACUUAUAACUCUUGAGCAAAAUUCCAAUUUAACCGGAGGAACUUCCAAUAUAAGUCAACAAAGGAAAUUCAGUUCGCCAGCAAUUGGUAUCAAGUCAAGAAAGGAUUACAUUUAUCCUGCCAGCGGGGGUAUAUCCAGUAUACGUCCGAGCGAAUUGAAUGAUCUCAGAAGACCGACAAGUUCCAUACAACAACAAAAUCAUCAGGAUGAACAAGGAAGUCCUGGAAGGCGUGAUUCAAGCGUUAAUCUGUCCAUAUCUAACUCGUGUGCUCAAUGUCAAAAACUUGAUAAAUAUACCAGACUUCUCACUACUUGUACACAUUUACAGACUAAUAAUAAUGAGCAACUACCUCCUUCCAAACAAAAUCAACCUUCUAGAAUGCCAGACUAUAUUCCAACAGACCAAUGGAAUUGA